AUGAAGAGUUUGGUGGUGAUGAAGAUGUGUGUGAUGAAGAGUUUGGUGGUGAUGAAGAGUUUGGUGGUGAUGAAGAGUUUGGUGGUGAUGAAGAGUAGUGUGGUGAUGAAGAGUUUGGUGGUGAUGAAGAGUUUGUUGGUGAUGAAGAGUUGUGUGGUGAUGAAGAGUUUGGUGGUGAUGAAGAGUUUGUUGGUGAUGAAGAGUUUGGUGGUGAUGAAGAGUUUGGUGGUGAUGAAGAGUUGUGUGGUGAUGAAGAGUAGUGUGGUGAUGAAGAGUUUGGUGGUGAUGAAGAGUAGUGUGGUGAUGAAGAGUUUGGUGGUGAUGAAGAGUUUUGGUGGUGAUGAAGAGUUUGUGGUGAUGAAGAGUUUGUUGGUGAUGAAGAGUUUGUUGGUGAUGAAGAGUAGUGUGGUGAUGAAGAGUUUGGUGGUGAUGAAGAGUUGUGUGGUGAUGAAGAGUUUUGUGGAGUUUGUGGUGAGUGUGGUGAUGAAGAGUAGUGUGGUGAUGAAGAGUUGUGUGGUGAUGAAGAGUUUGUUGGUGAUGAAGAGUUUGUUGGUGAUGAAGAGUUUGUUGGUGAUGAAGAGUAGUGUGGUGAUGAAGAGUUGUGUGGUGAUGAAGAGUUUGGUGGUGAUGAAGAGUUUGGUGGUGAUGAAGAGUUUGGUGGUGAUGAAGAGUUACAAAGGUUUGGGGGAGACCGAGGUCCCGUCGGUGGCUGUGACCAAAGGCCCCAAAGGUGGAGGUCUGGAGGCGGUGGAGGUGGAGCCGGACGCCUACGACGCUCCUGCAGACCUCUCCUCUGACGAAGACUACCUGAGCGUGGAGGAGGCGGACUCUUCCCGCGGCGCUCGCAUCAAGAAGUCCAUGGCUAAGAGCACGGAGACCCUGAAGGCGGCCUUCUCCAAAGAGAACAUGUCCAAGACCAAGGACAGCCUGGGCACCAAGUUCCACAGCCUGGGGGAGAGGGUGAUGCCUCCGGAGCGCAGGGAGAGGAUGCACCAGGCUGGGGAGCGCCUCAAACAGUCCGGAGAGAGGCUCAAGGACAACAUCGCCAAGAAGGCCCCGACCAAGGAGAGCUUCAGGAUCAAGAUGAAGAAGGAGAGAGCGGUCGCCGAGGGGCAGGAGGGAGCGGAGGCCGAGGCAGAAGCUCAACCUGCGGACGUCACCUACAGCGAGGUGACCAGCGAGGCCCGGAAGGACGAGGCCCGGAAGGACGAGGCCCGGCAGGACGAGGCCCGGAAGGACGAGGCCCGGACACCAGCCGACACCAAGACGAGAGAGAACCUUCCACCAGCUUCUACGAACAACGGCCCCAACGGCCCCAACGGCCCCAACGGCCCCAACAACCCCAACGGCCCCAACGGUCCCAACGGCCCCAACAACCCCAACGGCCCCAACGGUCCCAACGGCCCCAACAACCCCAACGGCCCCAACGGUCCCAACACAAAUCAUAUAUUUCUCUGGCUGCUCCUGACUCAGAGCAAAAGGACUGUGGAAGACUCGCUUCAGCCAACGUCGUCUGAAAUCGCCGUCUGCAGAACUCAAAGGGUCAUGUUGUGGUGGAGCUGUUGGUUUGGUUUGCACUGA
Messenger RNA from Knipowitschia caucasica, 1581 nucleotides. The record is from the annotation of a GenBank genome assembly. NCBI's taxonomy places the organism in Eukaryota, Metazoa, Chordata, Actinopteri, Gobiiformes, Gobiidae.